GAGAUCCUCCAGGGCAAGGUAUCCCUCACAUCACCCUCUGGGGCCAUCCGCAGCCAUUGGAAGACCAGCCUUGCGGGGGCCAGCCCGCGUGAGCUUUGCCGCAGAUGGGCUCGCCUCCUCGCGGCCUGCGCCCCCCGCGGUGCACGCUGUGCUCAUGCCGGUGACCCGCUCGGCGACGACUGGGGCAUUGAGCUGGCGGCCAACUUCCCAGGCGGAGGCGUCCAGCUCCAGCGGCCGCAACCCUCCUGCCCUUCGGGGUCGCCGCCCGAGUGGCCCGCCUCGGCGCCGCAGUGGGGCGCCGCCUGGCCCAAGCCUGCCGCCGCUGGCGGGCAGGCGCUGGGCCGGGGCGCACGCGGCCGAGAGCGUCGGGGCGCGCUGGCGCGAGCGGGCAGUCGGGGCGGAAAGGCCUCGCCUCAAGCACCAGCGUGUCCAGCCCCGCACCGUCGCCCUGCACCGCGAGGCCCACCGCAAGUUCAGCCAGUGGGCGGCCGAGCAGCACCUCCGCCAGGUGUCCAUGGACGAGACAGACCUGGCCAUGACGAGGUACCUCGACCACCAGUACUUCCAGGGGCUCAGCAUCGCCCACGCCAGGAACGCCGUCCACGGGACGAUCUUCGUGAAGGAUUACCCGCGAAGAUCGCCAACCACCAUGUACCGUGCCAAGGACGCCCUGGCCAGAUGGUUCAAGGCAGGGCCCGAUCGAGUCAGAGAUCCGCUGCCGUGGGAGGCGGCGUUGCUGAUCGCCGACAACCUCGCCGAGAGAGACCGCGAGGGGGUCGCCGCCGCUGGGGCCCCGCUCGUCAGCUUCGACGGGUACAUCAGGCCGAUCAACACCCUGGCCAUCACGAGCCGCGAGGUGAGCCAGCGCCAGGCUGGGCCCAAUCCCAACUACCCCAGCCUCGUGGUCACGAUCGCGCCUCAGGCCGACGACCACGGCCAGCAGCCUGCCCCAUCGACUCAGUCAGGGGACCACGACUGCACCAUCGUCUUCGGCGACCAGGCCAGUCUCAAGGCCAACAGGGGCAUCUGCCGCGACGCCCUGCUCUGGGCCUCGCGGAAGGCCCGCCGCGGCAGACCCCUUGUCGACAUCAGCCUCGCAAAGUACGAGCAAAUCUUCAACCAAGCCGUGGCCGACGUGAAGCUGAGCUCUCUCAAAGUCACGCCGCACUGUGCGAGACACGGAGGCCCGAGCACUGCCGCCGCUCUCAAGCUGCAUCCUCUAGAGGCAACCCAGAAGAGAGGCCUCUGGCGCUCGGCCUCCAGCGUGCGUCGCUCCGAGAAGCAUGGCACUCUAAUGCGCCAGAUUGCAAAGAUGACGUCUACCCAGCUUCGUUCUGUGCCAGCAGCCCUUCGGAGGCUGCAGAAUAUGUUCAAGAUCCGAUGUCCCACUCACCCUGCCCUAACAGCCCGAUUUACGGGGUACGGGAUGAGGUGAUUAUCUAGAUGAUUCAGGCUUUUUGGCGCCGCCACAGCAGAAGCGACGUUCUUGAGUGGAACCCUCUGGCUAAAGAGUUAUCUGUUGCGCUUCGCGCACUGCAUGGCCCUUCUGCCCACGUCUGCUCUGGUCGCCCGUGUCGGGUGGCCUACUGGAGCGUAGCAAUGUUCUGCCCCUGACAUCUCUUGCUGCGUUCUCGAGGGCGACCGCUCGACAGGAUGUCGGUUUCUUAAUCCUUUUUGGCUCUGUAGUUCCCUCCCUCCUUCCCUGGGACGAGGUGACUAUCUCGAUAAUUCAGGCUUUUCUCUUGAACUGUGGCGCCGCCACGGCAGAAGCGACGUUCUUGAGUGGAACCCUCUGGCUAAAGAGUUUUCUGUUGCGCCUCGCGCACUGCAUGGCCCUUCUGCCCACGUUUGCUCUGGUCGCCCGUGUAGAGUGAGUGGCCUACUAGCGCGUAGCAAUGCAUAUAUUAGGAAGCCGCCCAACACCGCGUCGGAAAUCGCGCGCUGUUGAAGACGCCUCGAGCAGCAAGCCUGGACUCGAGCUUGGGCUCAUACAAGAAGCAGUUGGGGCACCGAUGCGGGGCCAACAGGUUGCGAUUAAACAGAGUAUUGAG
This is a messenger RNA of Prorocentrum cordatum, 2051 nucleotides long. The record is from the annotation of a GenBank genome assembly. Lineage: Eukaryota; Dinophyceae; Prorocentrales; Prorocentraceae.